This is a messenger RNA of Penicillium atrosanguineum, 2488 nucleotides long. RefSeq names its product RNA-binding ribosome biosynthesis protein MRD1 (gene mrd1). The coding region runs from base 17 to 2488 and encodes 823 amino acids. Lineage: Eukaryota; Fungi; Ascomycota; Eurotiomycetes; Eurotiales; Aspergillaceae. Gene Ontology annotation, molecular function: RNA binding. The record is from RefSeq and is a predicted model, not a curated record. The transcript is spliced from 4 exons.
GCCACAACACACCAAAAUGGAGUCAACUCGGGUGUUUGUUAGUGGCCUUCCGCCAUCCUGCUCCAAUGACCAGCUUCGCAGUCAUUUUGCAGGCCGCUUUCAGGUCACGGAUGCUCAUGUGUUGCCUAAGCGCCACAUGGGCUUCGUUGGCUUCAAAAGCAAUGAAGUAGCAAAGGAAGCUGCAAGCUACUUCAACAGGACAUACAUGAGGAUGUCCAAGAUCUCGGUAGAUCUUGCUCGACCGAUUGAUUCCAAGUCAGACAAGGCUCACCCCACCAGGAGACUUGAUGCACAGGAGACUGCGGACAAUGCGCUCAAGCGCAAGAGGGACGCCGAGAAAAAGGCAGAGGACCCCAAGCUGAAGGAAUAUAUGUCUUUGAUGGCCAACUCCAAGACCCGAACCUGGGCGAACGAUGACAUGAUCCAGCCAUCAGAGCAGCCCUCGCGGGCCAUUAACCAAGUGACUGAGGAUAACAGUGUAACCGAGGAGCUGCCUUCACAUCGGAAGAAAGCUCGGACACAGGAACCUGCUGCCAAGGAGCAACCUCAGCCCAUGGUUGUGGACAGUGCUACGGAUGAAGUUGAAGAGUCACAUGCCCAGGAAGAGACAGAGGCACAAGAAGAAGAGGCUGGUCCUGUAUCGGAUGCCGACUGGCUCCGGUCCAAGACAAGCCGGCUUUUGGGUCUUCUUGAUGAGGAUGAGCAGACCGAUUUCGAAACACACAAAGUUGAGGAACCGGUCGAGCCACCCCGUCGGUCCCAUAUUGAAUCCCGCACUACGGCAAUUGAGAACAUCGGGUCCGAGGACGUCAUGACCGAGCCCGCAACUAAUGAUGACGAUGCAGUCGAAGACAUUCCCGAUCGGGAAGAGCAGGAACCGAUUGAUGACCAAAACAUUGAUUUGAUCCGGGCCUCUGCCCGUUUGUUCCUCAGAAACUUGGCGUACGACAUUAAAGAGGACGAUCUUCAGCCUCUCUUUGCUCCAUAUGGAAAACUCGAAGAGAUUCACGUGGCUUUUGAUACUCGCACUGAGACCAGCAAGGGUUUCGCCUACGUGCAGUAUGCAGAUGCAGAUGGUGCUGUUGAUGCCUACAAGGAUCUCGAUGGCAAGCACUUCCAAGGUCGUAUUUUGCACAUCCUCCCCGCUUCUGAGAAGAAGACGUACAAGAUCGAUGAAUACGACCUGUCGAAGCUUCCAUUGAAGAAGCAAAAUCAGAUCAAGCGGAAGAUGAAUGCUACAUCUUCCACAUUCAGUUGGAACUCUCUCUACAUGAAUUCUGAUGCCGUCAUGUCAUCUGUAGCUCAAAGACUAGGUGUUUCCAAAUCGGAGCUGCUAGAUCCAACUUCAUCCGAUGCCGCUGUGAAGCAGGCACAUGCUGAGACGCAUGUCAUUCAGGAGACAAAGGCUUACUUCGCCGCCAACGGAGUCAACAUUGAUGCUUUCAAGCACCGGGAACGUGGAAACACAGCAAUCUUGGUGAAAAACUUCUCCUACGGUGUUCAGAGUGAGGAGCUCCGGAAGCUCUUUGAUCCUUAUGGUAAAAUCAUCCGAUUGUUGAUGCCACCCAGUGGCACCAUCGCUAUUGUCGAGUUCGCGAGGCCCGAUGAAGCGCAAAAGGCGUUCCGGGGUCUCGCCUAUCGUAAGAUGGGUGACUCCAUCCUUUUCUUGGAGAAAGCUCCCAGGGACCUAUUCGAUCCUAAUGUGGCCCCGAAGAACGUUGCUAUUGAGACAAAGGGCAAGGAUCAGGGCUUCUCCACCUCCGACACCUUCGCGGCAGACGAGGUUGAGGGCGCAUUUACGACUACCCUCUUCGUGAAGAAUUUGGCCUUUGCAACUACCAACGAGAAAUUCCUGGAGGUCUUCCGGCCGCUGGACGGCUUCGUUACGGGUCGUAUCAAGACCAAGCCCGAUCCCAAGAAGCCCGGUCAGACACUCAGCAUGGGCUUCGGCUUUGCAGAGUUCAAGACCAAGUCACAAGCCCAGUCGGCAGUGGCUGCUAUGAAUGGGUACAAGUUAGAUGGCCACGAGCUGGUGAUCCGCGCCUCCCACAGGGGCAUGGAUGCCGCCGAAGAGCGGAGACGGGAGGAUACCGCCAAGAAAAUUGCAUCGAGAAGAACCAAGAUCAUCAUCAAGAACUUGCCUUUCCAGGUUACCAAGAAGGAUAUUCGGUCCCUAUUCGGUGCCUACGGUCAACUGCGGUCCGUCCGUGUUCCGCAGAAGUUCGAUCGCACGGCGCGUGGUUUCGGUUUCGCGGACUUUAUCAGUGCUCGCGAGGCUGAGAAUGCUAUGGACGCGUUGAAAAACACGCAUCUUCUGGGUCGACGACUCGUGCUGGAAUUCGCAAACGAGGAGGCUGUCGAUCCCGAGGAGGAGCUCGCGAGGUUAGAAAAGAAGGUAGGGGAGCAGGUGGACAGGGUCAGGAUCCAACAGCUUACGGGCGGAGGGCGAAAGAAAUUCACAGUAGGAGGCCAGGAGGAGGAAGCAUGA